UCACCAGCCAUCUCGUUGGACGUUGGCUAAACUUAUGACUUGCUCAACCUCUGAUCUCACAGCAAUUCUGCGUGGUAGUACUACCAGACUACUUGUCUCGAGUGGUUUCUCUGCUCGCUCGAUGCGUCGCGGGACAGGCACCGUGUUUUGGCUGCUCGUCGCCGCCGCCGCGCUCCUGCUCCUGGUUCUGCCGCUGCUGGCCUCCUGCGCGGCCUCCGCACGUCCUCCUCCAGUGCUGCCGCGAGGUGGCGGCGAUGCCGGGCUGGCUGGAGGGAGAGAGCUAGCGGCCAUGGGAGCUGCGAGGCGCUUGGGGCAGAGGACGCCGGUGAAUAAGCCUCCCUCGCCCAACCCCCACGCCGCGUCGACGACGGCCGUGCCGCCGCCACCGCCUGACUAGGACCAAGCAGGUCAGGGGCGGGAGUAGUGCAUGCUGUGGUCGCCUAGCUAUGUUCUUCCCGAUAGCCGAUCUCCUGAUCGGUACAGUAUCAGAGAAGAAACAACUAGCAGCUGUGCGCAGUACUUGUUUCGCUGCUGAUAAAUUAUGGAACUUGUAUACAGCAAACAUGUUGGGAUAUACACCAACCGAUGGCCUUGAUAAAUUCGAUGGUCUAUCUGUGCUGAAAGUGUACUCUGCCAAUUCAGUGUACACACACAAUUCGGUUACUAGCAAAAAUGUACACACAGUUGACUGCCAUUAAUUCUCG
Triticum aestivum (bread wheat) is the source of this 704-nucleotide messenger RNA. RefSeq lists its product as uncharacterized. Bases 35 to 397 code for a protein of 120 amino acids. The transcript is spliced from 2 exons. The record is from RefSeq and is a predicted model, not a curated record. Lineage: Eukaryota; Viridiplantae; Streptophyta; Magnoliopsida; Poales; Poaceae.